Messenger RNA from Anopheles coustani, 1205 nucleotides. RefSeq names its product type-1 angiotensin II receptor-associated protein-like. The transcript has 3 exons. Gene Ontology annotation, cellular component: plasma membrane. Lineage: Eukaryota; Metazoa; Arthropoda; Insecta; Diptera; Culicidae. The record is from RefSeq and is a predicted model, not a curated record. Gene Ontology annotation, biological process: angiotensin-activated signaling pathway. Bases 197 to 676 code for a protein of 159 amino acids.
ACCAACAUUCGACAUUACUGCGUCAUUUCAACCAAAUAAUGCAAGAGGUAAAAUUACUCAUAUCACUGACUUCCGAAUAAGCCUAGUCAAAAAUAGAACACUUGCCUUGAGCGAAAAAAGGAAGGAGCGAGAAUCUCAUCAAGUGCAGCCGAAUUUUGCUUCCGUCGUAUGGUUUCGGUGCAGCUGAGAAGUGAUCAUGGAUGUACAGAGCGCACUCAACACGAUGCACACGCGACUGAAGCUGGUGGCAUUUGUCCACUUCAUUCUCAUGGUCCUGGCGAUGGAAAGCGUCUGGCUACCAUCCUCUUAUCUGUUCUACAAUCUGCUCUACUUGGUAGCUCUGUUUUGGGCAAUACAUAGUAGGGAAUCCACGGAUGCUGUGCAGAUUAGUGCCGUUAUAAAUGGAUUCAGCUUCUUCUUCGACCUGUUGGGCAUUAUUUUGUAUUUCCCAUCUCAUGGAAUCAUGUCGGCUGUAUUUGCAAUCCUGAAUCUCUGUGUGCGCCCAUUCAGUUUGUUGUUGUUACAACGGGAGCUUUCGGACCGUGGUGGAAGUUUUGUCUUCGGUGCGGGGAGUUCCGGACGAGUUGGUGAUCUCCCUACCAGCUAUGAAGACAUUGAUGCACCGCAUCAGCAAACACCAUCACACGGACAGGUGAACGUGGGCAUUUUCAAAUGAAUCGCCUAGAAGGGCAAAAGGUGCAGUUAGUCAAUGCAGACACUUCGAAAUCAAACCAAAUCGUUCACUUUUAAAUCUCUUGGAUCAUAUAAUAUUAUAAUUUAAAUUUCUUUAAUGGUUGUUGCUUGAGUAAGAAAGAUGCCAUUUAUUCGUCAUUGAUAUUGUUUUCCGUAUACAAAUAACCUUUAUUCCUAUGUUAUAAGAUAUUCCAUGUUUCAAAGAAGUGUGACUGUUCUUCACUGGCUUAGAACCUGGAAGGUACCGUAGGAGAGGUUUUGAUAGGUAAAACUUAAAUACACGUGCACACGACCACUUUAAUCCGAUAGGAGUCAAUCUGUUCAUUUUAGGAAUAAAAAAUGGGUUUUGUAUUUGGCGAUUGUGCGAUACAAAUGGUCGCUUUGUCAGGGAACAGAUCUGCGAGUCCAUAUGAUAAUAGAAGAUCUAAUGAUUGACUUUUAAUUCUGUUAAGGUACACAUUUGGAUAAUAUUUUAAUGUUUCAUUUUUGAAUAAACCAAAACUAAGAAUUUA